AGCAGAGGCAACCCUGCUGGAGGAGCGGUGAUUGAAGGGAUAGCAGAGCCCUGGUGGCGACGACGGCCAUCUUAGAGCUGAACACCGUGGAUUCAUCCACCGCUUGUUCUUUUUCUUAUUAAACCUUCAAGAGAAGAACGACGGCAGCAAUAAGGGUGUGUCGGUUAAAAGUUUGCCGUGAUUGAGCUCGAAGUCGGGAUGCGAAUCCGAAGGAAUAAACUCUUUACAUCCACCGUCGGACUGGUCCUGGCGCUGGUGUGUGUGCUGGAUGCGGCUAAAGUCAACAAGCACAAGCCAUGGAUCGAGACCACCUACCACGGCAUCGUGACAGAGAAUGAUGACAAAGUGCUGCUGGACCCACCUCUAAUUGCACUGGACAAGGAUGCUCCUCUUCGCUAUGCAGAGAGUUUUGAGGUGACCCUCACUGAAGAAGGUGAGAUUUGCGGAUUCAGGAUCCAUGGACAGAAUGUCCCCUUUGAGGCCGUGGUUCUGGACAAGUCCACUGGCGAGGGGAUCAUCCGGGCCAAGGACAAGCUGGACUGCGAGCUGCAGAAGGAACACACCUUCACGAUCCAAGCAUACGACUGCGGAGAAGGACCUGAUGGUGCCAACAUGAAGAAAUCACACAAGGCCACUGUGCACAUCCAGGUGAACGACCUCAACGAAUAUUCGCCGGUGUUCAAAGCAAAGUCCUACAAAGCCACUGUCAUCGAGGGCAAGAAGUAUGACAGCAUCCUGAAGGUGGAGGCUGUGGAUGCUGACUGCUCUUUCCAGUUCAGUCAGAUCUGCAACUAUGACAUUGUGACCCCAGAUGUGCCCUUCACCAUCGACAAAGAUGGCUUCAUCAAGAACACAGUGAAACUGAAUUAUGGCAAAGAGCACAUGUAUAAGCUGACCGUGACUGCUUACGAUUGUGGGAAGAACCGAGCCUCUGAGGACGUUCUGGUCAAGAUCAGCGUCAAGCCUACCUGCAAACCAAGCUGGCAAGGAUUCAAUAAGAGGAUUGAAUAUGAGCCUGGAACAGGCAGCCUGGCUCUGUUCCCCAGCUUGCACCUGGAAACCUGUGAUGAGCCAAUCACAUCCAUCAGAGCCACGGUCGACCUGGAAACCAGUCACAUCGGAAAGGGCUGCGACCGUGACACUUACUCUGAAAAGUCCCUGCACAAGCUGUGUGGAGCCAGCUCUGGCACUGUGGAGCUCCUGCCAGCACCCAGCAGCUCCGCCAACUGGACGGUAGGACUACCCACUGACAACGGCCACGACAGCGACCAGGUGUUUGAGUUCAACGGCACCCAGGCUGUCAAGGUUCCCGAUGGCUUGGUGAGCACCAGCCUGAAGGAGCCCUUCACCAUCUCUGUGUGGAUGAGACAUGGCCCCGGGGCCCAUGAGAAGGAGACCAUCCUUUGCAACUCUGACAAGACAGACAUGAACAGGCACCACUAUUCGCUCUACGUGCACAACUGCAGGCUCAUCCUCCUCCUUCGCCAAGACCAAUCCGAGGCAGAGAACUACAAACCAGCCGAGUUCCACUGGAAACUCGAUCAGGUGUGUGACAAGGACUGGCAUCACUAUGUGCUAAAUGUGGAGUUCCCCACCGUGACACUGUUUGUGGACGGCACUACCUUCGAACCCUUCCUGGUCACGGAGGACUACCCGCUGCACGCCUCCAGGAUUGAGACUCAGCUCACUGUUGGUGCUUGCUGGCAAGAAACCUCAGGACAUGACAAUGACACUGAGACAGUCUCUGAGUCUUCCUCAGGCGGAAAUGCGCGUAUGGUCCAGUUUUUCCGUGGAAACCUUGCAGGGCUGAUGAUCCGCUCUGGAAAGCUGGAGAACAAGAAGGUCAUUGACUGUUUGUACACCUGCAAGGAAGGCCUGGAUGUGCAGCUGCCCGAGGAGGUAGCUUCCACUGUCAAGGUGGAGUUUAACCCCAACCAGUCAUCACUGACCAUUGAAGGGGACGACAUUGAUGCCUUUGACAAAGUCAUGCAGCACAUCUCCUACUUGAACUCCCGCCAGUUCCCGACACCCGGCAUUCGACACCUCCGCAUCUUCACCACCGUCAAGUGCUUCAACGAGGAGACCUGCGUGACCAUGCCGGAUGCUGAAGGUUACGUGAUGGUGCUGCAGCCCGAGGAACCCAAGAUCAGCCUGAGUGGCAUUGACCACUUCGCCCGCAGCGCUGCCGAAUUUGAGAGCCCCGAGGGUGUGACGCUGUUCCCCGAACUGCGCAUCGUUAGCACCAUCACCCGCGAGGUGGAGGCCGAUGCAGCAGAGUCUGAAGCCACAGAGAGAGCUGACGAUGAUCCCACAGUCCAAGAGACAGUGGUGUCCGAAGAGAUCAUGCACAACCUGGACACAUGCGAGGUGACUGCGCUGGGAGAUGAACUGGAUGCCGAGCACGAGGGCCUGGAGGUGGACAUGUACCAGCUGCAGCAGCGCGGCCUGGAGAUGAGCUCCUUCCACCUUGGCCUGGUCAUCACAGGCGUCAACACCAUGGCCAACUACGAGCAGGUUCUGCAUCUUAUCCGGUACAAGAACUGGCACACGGAAGCGCUCUUUGACAGGAAAUUCAAACUUGUGUGCUCUGAGCUCAACGGGCGCUACAUCAGCAAUGACUUCAAGGUUGAGGUGAACGUGAUCCACACAGCCAACCCUGUGGAUCACGUCAACAGCGCCCUGGUGCAGCCCAACUUCAUCAACCCCAUGCAUCAGGCCUCCGUGGACCUGUCUGGUCACAACCUGGUCAACGCUCACCAGGCAUCAGUGGUUCCUAGUGCGGCCACCGUCGUCAUUGUCGUCUGUGUCAGCUUCCUGGUCUUCAUGAUCAUUCUGGGCGUCUUCCGCAUCCGGGCUGCACACCAGCGCACCGUGAGGGACCAGGAGAACGGCAAGGAGAAUGAGAUGGACUGGGACGACUCGGCCCUCACCAUCACCGUCAACCCAAUGGAGACGUACGAGGACCAACACAGCAGUGAGGAGGAGGAGGAGGAAGAGGAGGAGGAGAGCGAGGAUGGGGAGGAGGAAGAUGACAUCACAAGCGCCGAGUCGGAGAGCAGUGAGGAUGACGAGGGCGGCGAGCAGGAGGACCAGCAGGGGGCCAGCAGACAGCAGCAGCUGGAGUGGGACGACUCCACCCUCACCUACUAGGACGCACACACACACACACACAUGCACACACACAAACACACACCUCUAAUUUGCACACCGUCAGAUGUUCAUCCUCGGGACAGCCACACAAGGAGAAAAGCAGGUUUGAUCAUCUUGGUGGCGCUACGGCUCGGUGUGGUCAUCACCGGCUUUUACAAUAAUUUAUUCCAUUUUACGUCACUAAUUGAAGAAGCCAACUGUGCACUUUUUAUUUCUCUGCCACACAAGGCUUCAAAAAAAUGUUCCCAUUUGUUUUGCAGCUAACCCCCCCUUCCCUCCCCCCACUGGUCAUCCAGUGAAUGAAUGCUUUUUAGCAAACGGAAUGCAUUUCCUUCUUUUUCUUAUAGUGCAUGAAGUCACGUGUAGAGAAAUACUUUUGCUUUUGAAAGAUGUUGUAAAUAUGAGGAAAACCAUGUAAGUAGUCGAUGUGUUCGUGAAGGCCUCCUCCACAGGCUCCAAUAUCCAAAAGAUUCACAUAAAAACAGCAAAAUAUUGGUGUCACGCAGGCUGUAGCAUGUUGCUCCAAUGUUACUGCUAACUUGUUCCGUCUGGUUGUACCAACGUGUCUGCUUUCACCGGGAGGGAGACCGCCAUGUUCUUACGGCUUCUGGUCCUUUUUGUCUUCAUGUAGUUUUUCCUGCUAGAUCUCACCGCUGUACAGACUGGAUUUAAACCUGGACUUUUAGACCGGGACAGGUCAGGUUGUGUUAACCGGCAUCGUUAAAUUCCUAGGAUUCUGAAAGUAGCUGAGAAAAGAUAAGUCAAAGUAAAAGCCUCUUGUGAUUGUGUUAAUUCUCCACGGUGCGUUUUAAUGUGAAUAAAGCAUUUAUAAGUGGUCUCCUAUUGCAAAAACAGCUCCACAUCUUCGUACUGCAGAGUCGGUCCAUGCCGUGUCCUCCUAAUAACUCAAAGCGGGAAGGUCCUUAUCAUCUUCCAAAAUGUAACCUUUUACGCUUGCUUAGGAUGUCUCUGGGUUUCAGAGGCCACCUUUCCUCCCAACGCCUUGCCAUGGCCCCCUGCUAGCCAAAUGUAGGGAGCGGAAUUACAGUAGUAGCUCCAACAAACCCCGCUUGGUCCAAUCAAUGCCAUGCUUUCUUCAUUUGGAAGAUGCUAGAUUUCUUACGGAAAUACAUGUCGUCUAAUCAUUAGACCGCGGCUAGUUUGCAUUUUCAUUUCUGCUUCUUCCGCAGUGGCACUGUUGGUGUGUAGCUGAUGUAGAUCCAUAUUGUAUCUCGCUAUAGAUAUCGUCCGAAAUCCACCUUUACGGCAGAUGUACAGUAUGUGGUGACUGACAGCAUACUGUAUGUCAGUAUACUGUUGCUUUUUGCUGGGAAAUGGGAAAAGUCCACUUCAGAGUACUCUGUGAAUGUGUCGGCCAUGCGGUUGGAGGACACAAAGAACAUGGCUGGAAGUCAGAUGAUCCAUUUACUGACAUCCACAACACGCCACCUUGUUUUGGCGAUUUUUCUUCUUUUUCUUUCUUCCCUUGCUCCAAAUGGAAAUGUUGUGGAAGGUUCCUUUAUGCUUGUUGGAGCUGCUCUCACUUCUCUACCAAUUGACAGGCAAAUUGUAGUCAAGUUGAUGCUUGCUCGUAAACACAAUAAAGGAUAGUGAGAUGGA
This is a messenger RNA of Doryrhamphus excisus (bluestripe pipefish), 4770 nucleotides long. It is a transcript of the gene clstn1, whose product is annotated as calsyntenin 1. Gene Ontology annotation, molecular function: calcium ion binding. Gene Ontology annotation, biological process: positive regulation of synaptic transmission; positive regulation of synapse assembly; homophilic cell-cell adhesion. The record is from RefSeq and is a predicted model, not a curated record. Lineage: Eukaryota; Metazoa; Chordata; Actinopteri; Syngnathiformes; Syngnathidae. Gene Ontology annotation, cellular component: postsynaptic membrane; cell surface.